AUGCGUGUUGCACUGCGGCCACGCAGUGGCUGCCUGGUGCUCUGUCUCUGCCUGUCAGUGUUCACCCUGCUGCUACAGAGCCUCUGGGUGCCACUUGAGAUGACCAAGGAUGAACCUGCUGGGAGGUCACCCGAGGAACAGGGUCAGCGUGGUCUUGGCUUUCGAAGGCUGGCUCUGCGCUUGGAGGCUUUGAGCACUCAGGUGCAGAGGCUGAGCAGAGAGAGAGAUGUCACCCAGCUGACCAGAGAUGAUCUUAGUCUGCUACUACAGAGCUUUAGACAGGACCAGCAAGGCGUGGCCCGUUUGGUAGAGAGGGAGCUUAAGAGAGUGUCCCAGAAGCUUGACCGGCUCAGCCGUCAUCAGCACCAUCACCAUCAGUCCCACACUCUGCCACCACAUGAUGACCACAGAGCACACAUAGGGCCCAAUGAGUGUGAGGUGCCAAUGGAUACUGCGUAUCCGGUGUGUGCUGAGAAAGUGGAGUUCCUGCAGGCACGUUGGCAGUCAGACCCCUGCUAUGCCUUUUAUGGGGUGGAUGGUACCACCUGCUCCAUAUUGACUUACCUCAGCCAAAUAGAAAACUUUUGUCCCCCUCGCCUUGUAAGGAACCACUCUUCUCUGCCAUGGCACAAGAAACCUCACUCCUCUACAGAGAAAGCUGAGAUACGAACAUCUCUGAGCCAACUGUAUGAGGUCAUCAGCAACAACAGUGGUCCUGCAAUAAACUUCAUCCAGUCCAGAGUGGAAAGGAUGUCUCACCGUUGGAUACAGGCUGGUCUGAGGAUGAGGCGUAGCAGCAACAAGACGGUCUCGAACCAGAUGAGGGUGCUGCUUUAUCUGGGUGCCCUGGCUGGGAGUGUUGGUCAGCGUUUUGAUGCUAUGUUGGAAAGAGGGGGGCCUCUGGGGGAGCUGGUCCAGUGGGCUGACCUCAGUGCCUGUCUGACAAUCCUGGGCCACAACCUCAAUUUCAGCACCUCACAGCACCAACUCCACAGCCUGAUAGGUGCUGCUCCUGGCCGAGGCAGCUGUCCAAUCCAGAGACCCCUGACCUUCGACCUCAUCUAUACCGACUACCAUGGCCUUGCUCACCUUCAAGGAGCCAUGGGACUGGCUUUCCAGCAUUACCAGUGCCGCUUCAGAAUCCUUGACUCUUUUGGGACUGAACCAGCCUUUAACUUGGGGAGUUAUGCACAGAACCACGGAUAUAAAACACGGUGGGGCAGAUGGGGUCUCCAGCCUCUGCAGUACAUGACCAUGUUCCCUCACACUCCUGAUAACUCCUUCCUGGGCUUUGUGAGUGAGGAGGCAGUGAGGGCGGAGGUGAGAGAGGAGGAACUGGAGCCAGAGAUUUACAGGAAAGACAGGAUAGCAGUUGUCUACGGCAAGCAGGACUACAUGUGGCAGGGUAAAUCUGAGUAUGUGGAGGUGAUCAGUGAGGAGCUGGAGACCCAUGCCACAGUCUACCAGCCUCCAGGACACACCUCUAAUCUGCCCAGCUUCAUCAGAAACCAUGGCCUGCUGACUCAGGAAGACUUCCUACGACUUCUCCGCAGAGCCAAAGUGUUUGUAGGUCUUGGUUUCCCCUAUGAGGGUCCGGCUCCCAUUGAGGCAAUAGCUCUGGGCUGUGUCUUCCUUCAACCACAAUUUGACCCGCCACACUCAUCAGACAACAAUGACUUCUAUAAGGGCAAACCCACCACAAGACAGAUCUCUUCCCAGCACCCUUAUGCUGAAGAAUUCAUCGGUAAACCUCAUGUGUGGACUGUGGACAUGACCAACAGGACCGAUGUACGGGAGGCAGUCAGAGCUAUUCUAAGCGCAGAGGUGAAGCCUUUCAUCCCCCGAGAGUUCACCUGUGAGGGAAUGCUGGAGCGGGUUCAUGGUUAUAUCACUCACCAGGACUUCUGCAGUAAAUCAGUCCCUACUUGGCCACCAGAAAGUGCUCUUAGGGUGCACCUGGGUCCCCUGGGCCAGUCGUGUGUUAGCGUGUGUCGACACUCCUCCCUGGUGUGUGAGCCUGCUCUGUUUCACCACCUCAACAGUCCCUCCGCGUUUACCAGGCUCGGACUAGGCUGCUCCAGCAUGGGGCAGGAAGUCAACCACCUGUUUCCCGCCUACAGUCCUUGGGGUCGACACUGUGGCCUUCAGCAGGAGCCUCUCCUGUUCAGUUGUGCCGGCUCUGACCCUUCCCACCGCAGACUGUGUCCCUGCAGAGCUCACCUACCUGGACAGGUGGCACUGUGCCCCGACUGCAUCUAA
Messenger RNA from Xiphias gladius (swordfish), 2259 nucleotides. Its product is annotated as alpha-1,6-mannosylglycoprotein 6-beta-N-acetylglucosaminyltransferase B-like. Gene Ontology annotation, biological process: protein N-linked glycosylation. Gene Ontology annotation, cellular component: Golgi apparatus. The record is from RefSeq and is a predicted model, not a curated record. Gene Ontology annotation, molecular function: alpha-1,6-mannosylglycoprotein 6-beta-N-acetylglucosaminyltransferase activity. NCBI's taxonomy places the organism in Eukaryota, Metazoa, Chordata, Actinopteri, Istiophoriformes, Xiphiidae. The transcript is spliced from 17 exons. Bases 1 to 2259 code for a protein of 752 amino acids.